This is a messenger RNA of Nilaparvata lugens (brown planthopper), 4647 nucleotides long. It is a transcript of the gene Top3beta, whose product is annotated as DNA topoisomerase 3-beta-1. Gene Ontology annotation, cellular component: nucleus. Gene Ontology annotation, molecular function: DNA topoisomerase type I (single strand cut, ATP-independent) activity; DNA binding. The record is from RefSeq and is a predicted model, not a curated record. Lineage: Eukaryota; Metazoa; Arthropoda; Insecta; Hemiptera; Delphacidae. Gene Ontology annotation, biological process: DNA topological change. The transcript has 14 exons. Bases 188 to 2776 code for a protein of 862 amino acids.
UGCUUAAUUUUUAGGUUAGGUUGUUUUUAACUAUGCCAGCAUUACCGGAACUUUGCUGCAAGUAGAAUACAGUAUUUCUUGUUAUAUUUGAAAAUAAAUGAUUGAUUAACUUCAUUAGCAUGUCCUUAUGGUAUAUAGAUUUGAAAUUACAUUAGAAAGAGCUUAGUUGAGUCGAAAUUUGUUCAAAAUGAAGUCGGCUUUGAUGGUGGCCGAAAAGCCAUCUCUUGCUGCUUCUUUGGCUAAUAUUUUGAGUAAUGGAAGAAAUUCAUCAAGAAAAGGUAUCAACGGCGCUUGUUCGGUACACGAAUGGAGCGGUCAAUUCAGAGGCGAACAGGUCAACUUCAAAAUGACGUCAGUUUGCGGCCAUGUCAUGAGUUUGGAUUUCAUUGGCAAAUACAACAAUUGGGAUAGAGUUGAUCCGGUUGAGCUGUUUUCCUGUCCUACAGAAAAGAAAGAAGCUGUAACGAAACUAAAAAUGCCGCAUUUUUUGGCACAAGAAGGCAGAGGUUGUGACUACCUGAUUCUGUGGCUGGAUUGUGACAAGGAAGGCGAAAACAUUUGUUUUGAGGUUAUGAACGCCGUUGAGGGGACUAUGAGGCGGUCACCGUACAAUGAUGAUGUGGUCUACAGAGCGCAUUUUUCGGCCAUCACUGAGAAAGAUAUCAAGGCAGCCAUGCAAAACCUAGGCAAGCCUAAUGAAAACGAAUCCCGCAGUGUGGAUGCCAGACAAGAGCUUGAUCUCAGAAUAGGCUGUGCCUUCACUCGAUUCCAAACUAAAUUCUUUCAGGGUAAAUAUGGUGACUUGGAUGCAUCUUUAAUAUCUUAUGGUCCUUGCCAGACCCCCACACUUGGGUUUUGUGUACAGAGGCACGAUGAGAUUCAAACGUUCAAACCUGAACCGUUCUGGGUUAUACAGAUUUCAGUGAACACAGUUGAUGGCAAAGAAGUGACUUUGGACUGGGCCAGAGUACGUUGUUUCGAGAAAGAGGUAGCCACUAUGUUCCUGCAGAAAAUUCGAGAACAAACUACUGCCAUUGUAACGAACGUAACAGUGAAGGAGAAAUCGAAAAGUCGUCCUCAAGCUCUGAACACAGUGGAACUGAUGAGGGUGGCCAGUUCAGGUCUUGGGCUGGGACCUCACCAUGCUAUGCAGAUUGCUGAGAAAUUGUACACUCAGGGAUAUAUCAGCUACCCCCGUACCGAGACCACCCAUUAUCCUGAUAACUUUGAUCUAGUUCACGUGCUGUUGCAACAGCAAUCAAACCCCGACUGGGGAGCUGAGGUGCGGGGGGUGUUGGCGCAGGGAGUGAACCGACCUCGGAAGGGGCACGACGCGGGGGACCAUCCUCCCAUCACCCCCAUGAAACCUGCCACCCGCCAUGAAUUGGACGGCGAUGCAUGGAAGAUAUACGACUACAUCACUAGGCAUUUCAUCGCUUCGGUGUCGCAGGAUUGCAAGUACCUGAGCACAGUGGCGACAUUCCAGGUGGGAGCGACUGAGUGGUUCUCAUGUACAGGCAAAACCCUGCUGGACCCCGGCUACACCACAGUCAUGCACUGGCAGGCCUUCGCCAAGAAUGAGGUGGUGCCUAACUUCAGUAUGGGUGAUGUCGUCGACAUACAGGAUGUGAAACUGGUAGAAUGCCAAACCAGCCCGCCGGACUAUUUGACGGAAGCGGAAGUGAUCACUCUGAUGGAGAAGCACGGAAUCGGCACGGAUGCGUCCAUUCCUGUCCACAUCAACAACAUCUGCCAGCGCAACUAUGUCACCGUCGGUGCCGGCAGGAAGCUCAUUCCUACACCACUCGGCAUUGUGCUCGUUCACGGAUAUCAGAAGAUUGAUCCAGAGCUAGUCCUACCCACAAUGCGUUGCGCAGUGGAGGAACAACUGAAUCUGAUAGCUUUGGGCAAAGCUAACUUUGAUGCUGUGCUCAACCACACCGUAGAAAUAUUCCGCCUGAAAUUCCUCUUCUUUGUGAAGAACAUUGAAGGCAUGGACACAUUGUUCGAGGUGUCAUUUUCGCCGCUUGCCAGUAGUGGAAAAGCCCAUUCAAGGUGUGGUAAAUGCAGACGUUACAUGAAAUAUGUGCAGGCAAAACCUGCUCGACUUCAUUGUUCUCACUGCGACGAAACGUACAAUUUGCCACAAAAUGGAAAUGUCAGAACAUUCAAGGAGCUGAAAUGUCCACUAGAUGACUUCGAGCUAGUUUCGUGGUCGACAGGGGCGCGAGGCAAGAGCUUCCCCCUCUGCCCCUACUGCUACAACCACCCGCCGUUCAGGGACAUGGGGCGCAAAGGUAUAGGCUGCAACGGGUGCACCCACCCCACCUGUGCCCACGGCCUCAAUGCCAACGGCGUGUGCGCCUGUUGGGAGUGUGAGGGCGGUGUCCUAGUGCUAGAUCCCAGCUCGGGGCCCAAGUGGAAGUUGGGGUGCAAUCGUUGUGACGUGAUCAUCCACCUGUUCGAUGAUGCGCAGAAGGUGUGCGUGGAGGACGCGGUGUGUGACUGCGGCGCGCAGACAGUGUCGGUCGAGUAUAAGCCGGAGAAAACGAAACUUGGCAACGAGCAGACGGAGGCCAGCGGCUGUGUGUUCUGUUCGGCCGAGUUCAGUUCGCUGGUCGAGAAGCAGAGGGCGGUGGCGUCGAAACCGGCCAGUGUGGGGGGACAAGGUGGCCAGGGGGGCCGUGGAGGGGCGCAGGGAGGGGGCAAGAGUCGCAGUCGCAAACCGCGGCCCCCCAAAGACAAGAUGGCGCAGUUGGCUGCUUAUUUCGUGUAAUCACCUCGAAAAAAUACACUUUUUUGUGUGUAAUAAGUAAAUAUUUACACAUAUUUUGUUUAAUUUUGUGGUGAAAUGACUCUAAUUUUGUGGUUCAUAUAUUUUGUAAAUACAAAAUGGCGCAGUUGGCUGCUUACUUCGAGUACUAACCUCGUGUGUAAUAAGUGAAUAUAAAAACACUUCAUUCACAUGGGCUACUUUUUAAUUAAAAACAAUAUAAAAAUCUUGAAAUACCCUUUAUUAAAAAAAAACAACUUUAAAAUAGUUCAACAACUAGUUUCGGUGAUCACACCAUCGUCAGGUUAUAAAAUAAAAUAUAUUUUUUUUAAGUAAAGGGUACUUCAAGAUUUUUAUAUUGUUUUUAAGUGAAUAUUUACACAUAUUUUGUGUAAUUUGUCGUGAAAUGACUGUAAUUCAUAGAUUGUGUAAAUACAAGCUGUUGGCUGCUUAUUUCGUGUAAUUACAUCGAAAAAUUCAGCCAGUUGCACACACAUUGAUUUUUGGACGAACGAUUUUUUGCCGUCCUUCUAAAUUCUACCAGAUUAUUCCAUGGAGCUUGGCAAUCACUUGAUGUGUUCAGACACACACAUCGUACGUCCAAAAAUUGAUGUGUGAGAAACUAGUCUUACACUUUUUUGUGUUAUAAGUACAUUCAAGCUGGAUUCCCACAUAUAGUGACAGUAAAAGCGACCUGUACAGAGAUGAUAUUAUUCCUACGAGUUUUAAUGGAACUAUCCUCACCCAGCCCUGCGGAGCGAGUAUGAAUAGUCCCAUUAGAGUUUAUAGGAAUUAUAUUUCCACUGUACCGGACAUCUGCAAUGAUAUGUGGGAAUUCACCUUUACACUAGAAUGACACCUGUUUUGUGUAAUUUGUUAGGGAAUGACUAAAUUCAUAGAUUUUUUUUUGAAGUGGGUACCGUAAAUGAAAUAUGGCGCAGUGUGCUGCUUAUUCCGUAUAAUUACGUUGAAUGAUGGCAAUUAGUACAUUUUUCACUGUAAAACUACAAAGAUUUUGUUUAAUUGUGGUGGAAUGAAUAUAUAAUUAUUAAUUAUUGUGCGAUUUAUAGAUUGUGUAAAUAUAAGAUAGCGCAGCUAACUGCUUAUUUGUGAAAUUACAUUGAAAAUAGCAAAUUUUUGUUGUGUAAUGAACCCAUUGUCUCAUACUGCACAUUCAAACACAUUAACAUGUUUACCAAUGUUUUGAAUUCGUAUACUACCUUGAAAAGGUCGUAAGGAUCAUUAAUUUAUUUAUUCAAUCAUAUUUAACAUAACACAACUCCCAGAAAGGUGCCACAAGCUGAAGCCCAAAACGGUUCCAAUUCUGAUUUAUACAACAGUCCAAAUGUGUCACUAGGUUAUGUGUUGAGAAAAAAUCGAGCAGUUAAUUUGCAUUUUUUUCACACUAGGUAGUGUAAAAGUCAAGAUACAAAAACGGGUUUACAAGAAAUAAGCAGUUAUUGCGUAAUGCCAGAUUAUGAUUUCAGUACUAACUUCAUGUUAAAUCAUGUUUGAAUGCUUCAAACAAAAAUAAGAUACCUGAGUCCCGAAUGAACUAAAAUGUAGAGAAAAGGACAAUUAAAAAUUGUGUACGAUUGAUAUUACUUAUCUAAUAAGACUUGUGUUGUGCUAACUUAAUCAAGAAUGUCUUGUAAAUUAACGUAUUUAUAUUAUUUAUGUCAUCAUUGAUAUUGAUAUUGUGCGAAGUUUCUUUAAGUUAUUAUUCAAAUUAGUUAUCGAUCAAGUUUUGGUAAGCUGUUUGAUAUAAUGCAAUUGAUGGUUUCAUGUAUGUAUACUACUCAAUACAGUUUGCAAUAUUGUAACCUAGGUGUAACAAAUUCAGCCAAAUUAAAUACAAUAAUUAUUGUAUUUGA